CGCAACUCUUUGCCUAUAUAAACCCAACGAAUGCCUUCUAAUUUUCCUCCCCCUUCUUCCUUUUCUUCUUACAAAAACACUACUACACUUUCACUACGGAGAAAAAUUCUUUGUGAAUCUUCGUUUUCUUCUCUCAAAUCAUCCCCAUUUUGAUUCUUGUUUUUUUAGGCCAAGAUGGAAUAUGGACAUGUUCAGAGGCCAAAAUACGACUGUCUUCUUUUCGAUCUAGAUGACACUCUUUAUCCCCUUAGUGCUGGUCUCGCGACUAGUGUUCGCCAGAAUAUUGAAGAUUAUAUGGUUGAAAAGCUUGGCAUAGAACAAAGCAAAAUUGAGGAGUUGGGUAAUUUACUGUACAAGAAUUAUGGAACCACAAUGGCAGGCCUAAGGGCAAUUGGCUACGAUUUCGACUAUGAUGAGUACCAUAGUUUUAUCCAUGGUAGAUUACCUUAUGAAAAUUUGAGGCCCGACCCUGUUCUGAGAAAUCUUUUGCUAAGCAUUCCCAUACGCAAAGUUAUCUUCACUAAUGCUGAUAAGGUCCAUGCUCUGAAAGCUCUGAGUAAACUUGGAUUGGAAGAUUGUUUCGAAGGGAUAUUAUGCUUUGAGACACUGAAUCCAGUUCACAAGAGCACUCCAUCAGAUGACGAAGACGACAUUGAGUUUGUUGGAUCAGCCAUAUCCUCCAACGCCACUGCUACUAACGGCUCUGAGAUUUUUGACAUUAUUGGACACUUUUCUCAACCUAAGGCUGGAUCAGUGUUGCCAAAGACACCAAUUGUCUGCAAACCUUCUGAAGUUGCCAUUGAACGGGCUUUAAAGAUUGCCAACAUUAACCCACACAGAACACUUUUCUUUGAAGAUAGUGUCCGUAACAUUCAAGCUGGCAAGCGUUUAGGUCUUGAUACAGUAUUGGUUGGAAAUUCCCAAAGAGUUGCAGGUGCAGAUUAUGCAUUAGAAAGCAUCCACAACAUAAGAGAAGCAAUACCACAACUUUGGGAAGUUGACAGGCUGGCUGAAGUUAACUACUCUGGUGUAGCUGUUGAGACAUCUGUCACAGCUUAGAAUCAGUAGUAGUACUAUAUC
Molecule: messenger RNA, 1080 nt
Organism: Solanum stenotomum
Lineage: Eukaryota; Viridiplantae; Streptophyta; Magnoliopsida; Solanales; Solanaceae
Exons: 9
Coding region: 175-1059 (294 amino acids)
Source: RefSeq, a predicted model, not a curated record